AUGUCAACUCCUUCUGGUACUCCCGCAAGUGCCACUAGUGAGGCUCCUAGUGUUUCGAAUGACGCGACCAUGGCGGACGACGAGGAUGUUCCUGUGAACACCUAUUUCGUAGGGGGCGCCUUCCGUUGCGCGCAACACAUCACGCGCUGGAAAGGGCUGAAACGGAAUGACGUCCGUCUUUGCAAGGCGCCUAUCCCUUCUGCUGACCGCGGCACCGUCCGCGAAUUGUACGAAGGCAAACACGCCCGCAGGGAAGGGAAGAAGAAGGCGGAGGAGAUGGCGAUCGAGGCGUGUGCGGGUGGAGCGAAGAAGCAGUGCAUCGAAGACUUCUACGGGAAAGGGGCGUCGUGUGCGAAGGAAUCGGCAGACGACGCCAUCUGCCUCAUGUGGGCGGCACUUCACCUCCCGGAGCAUCUCGCCGAUCACCCUCUCUGGCGCAACGCUGUGCGCUGCAUCACGGACGCGGGCCAUGGCUACGUUCCCCCGAAGCGGCGGUAUGUUGGUGGCGCCGGCCUUGCGCGCUGCCGCGAAAAGAUCGAGAGGGGGCUCGCUCCCAUCACUGCGAGCUGGAAGCGGGAUGGCGUGACGAUAGGCUCGGACAUGAUGACGGACAAAAGUGGCCGUCCCCAAGCCAACAUCCUGCUCAUCAACGAUUCCGGUGCAGUGUUCACCGAAAGCAUCGACUGUAAGUUGGAGAUGAAGACGGGAGGUUACAUUGCAUCCGUUUUGCGCCCGAUCAUUGAGAAGGUGGGGCCCGCCAACAUAGUUGCGUUAUGCAUGGAUGGGGGCAGCAAUUAUGCGGCUGCAUGUAGGGAACUCAUGCUUGAGUAUCCUCACAUUGAGCAUGUGCCGUGCGCUACUCACGUCAUGGAUCUGCUCAUGGAGGACAUUGGGAAAAUGGAUUGGGCGAAGGACAUUGUGGCUAAGGCGGGGGUGAUUAUUACCUUUGUGCGUGCCCACCAUUUCACCAAAGGUUACAUGCGAAGCCCGCAGGUGAAGGGAGGGAAGGGGAAGCAGGUGCUGAAGCCGACGGGCACCAGAUUUGGCACGCAAUUCAUCGCGGUGCAGCGGCUUUGCGAGGUGCGGAGUGCAUUGACGCAGAUGGUGCUCAGCCCGGAGUGGCAGGCUUGGGCGAAGGGGAGGAAGCCGCCGGUCGAGCCCUUCGCAACCAUGAUCAUGGAUGCCGUGUGGUGGAAAGGUGCGGAGUUCUUCGUCGCCCUCCUGAAGAUCCCCUUUGCCGUCAUGCGCAAGACUGACUCGACGGCCAAGGGCAUGAUGGGCAGGAUGUACGAUCUGAUGCUGCAGCUCACGGAAGACAUCAAUGCGAAGCUGGAGGAGGAGGAGGUGGGAUUGGUGCUGUCCAGCAGCGAACGCACGGAGGUGACCAACAUCGUCCAAAAGCGUUGGGACCAUAGCAUGGCGUGUGCCAUGCACGUGGUUGGCCGGAUCCUCAACCCGGUCAACCAAGAGGAAGGCAUCUUCCGCACCGACCUGGAGUGUACUCGCGUCUUCAAAGUGUUUGUCGCUCGUCACUACGUAGGGCGGACCGUCACGCGCAAGGAGGGCGAGGAGCUGCGCGCAUCCCACGUCAUCCAGGACGGCCUGACGGCAUUCAACACCCUUCAGGGGAGCUUCGGCCUACCCGACGCCAUCUCUGACCGUGAGCUCGUGAAGGCCAGUAAGAAGACGGCCGUCCAGUGGUGGACGUGGCACGGGACGGAGCACCCCGAGCUAACAACGCUCGCUUGCCGCGUUCUCUCUCAGCCAGUGUCCGCAUCGGCGUGUGAGAGGAACUGGGCAGUGUGGGAAUCGAUCCACACUGCCAAGCGCAACAGGUUGGGGUCCGAGAAGUGUCGGGACCUCGUGUAUGUUGCGCACAAUUGGAACAUUGUGCGCAACUGGCACAAGGGGGCUGAGGGGGUGACGGUUCUCCCGGGGAACAUCCCUGAGGCCUCCCUGCCGGAAGGGUACAACGAGGUUCUGGAGGAGGAUGAGGAGGAGGGGGAGGAGGAUGAGCUGGAGGAUGAGUACAAGUAG
Closterium sp. NIES-65 is the source of this 2037-nucleotide messenger RNA. The record is from the annotation of a GenBank genome assembly. Lineage: Eukaryota; Viridiplantae; Streptophyta; Zygnematophyceae; Desmidiales; Closteriaceae.